AUUUUGAUGUACGUGUCUACAAAUAUAGUAAUUAUCAACUAAAAGUAGAAAGAUUCAGUGCCUAAUGACAUUUAUGUGAUAGCCAUUAAAAAAAACUCAAGUCUAUUAAAUUCCAAAUAUACCCUUCUUCUCUUUCUUCUUCCUUCAAAUUUUCAACUUCUCUCUUUCAAGUUUCAACAAACAAUAUCAAUGGCGAAUUCAGAGUCCUCCUCCUCACCAGUAAACGAAGAAGAGAACAGCCAGAGAAUCUCAACACUCCAUCACCAAACCAUGCCUUCCGAUUUAACUCAAGACGAAUUCACCCAACUCUCCCAAUCAAUCGCCGAGUUCCACACGUACCAACUCGGUAACGGCCGUUGCUCAUCUCUCCUAGCUCAGCGAAUCCACGCGCCGCCGGAAACAGUAUGGUCCGUGGUGAGACGUUUCGAUAGGCCACAGAUUUACAAACACUUCAUCAAAAGCUGUAACGUGAGUGAAGAUUUCGAGAUGCGAGUGGGAUGCACGCGCGACGUGAACGUGAUAAGUGGAUUACCGGCGAAUACGUCUCGAGAGAGAUUAGAUCUGUUGGACGAUGAUCGGAGAGUGACUGGGUUUAGUAUAACCGGUGGUGAACAUAGGCUGAGGAAUUAUAAAUCGGUUACGACGGUUCAUAGAUUUGAGAAAGAAGAAGAAGAAGAAAGGAUCUGGACCGUUGUUUUGGAAUCUUAUGUUGUUGAUGUACCGGAAGGUAAUUCGGAGGAAGAUACGAGAUUGUUUGCUGAUACGGUUAUUAGAUUGAAUCUUCAGAAACUUGCUUCGAUCACUGAAGCUAUGAACCGGAACAACAACAACAACAACUCUUCUCAGGUUAGGUAAUGAUGAAAUUUGGGGGAAAGAAAAAUGUUUCUAAAUUGGGGGAGUUUUAAUUUUUAUUUUGAUUUGUAAAACGUUUUUUUUCUUCUCUUGAAUUGUAAUUUCCUUGUUUGAUUUUAUGGUUAUGUUUUAUUUUUUAAAAAAAAUCAGUCUCCUGGAUAAUUGGAAUGGUCGAGAUAGGUUAAAUUUAAUAACAUACUUGUUAUAUCAUAGAAUUAGGAAUGAUAACAUACUAAUUAUAGUAGUUCGUUUAUUCAAUUGGUUGACAAGAUAAAUUAUACAGGAAUGAUAACAUACUAAUUAUAGUAGUUAGUUUUCUUUAACUGUUGUGUAGAUUGUACUAUUUUGUAGGUUAUUAGUAUUCUUGUUUUAUUCAAUUUUUGUAUUUGAAAUGAUAUAUGCAUGGAAUAGAUUUCUAGGUCAGAUGGAAAAAUAAUGAUAUUUUUUUUGUUCUUCGAUACAUAUUUAUUUAUAGCGUAUGUUUUAAUAUAGUGUUGUGUGUAGUAACUUUUCAUAAUAAAACGAA
Molecule: messenger RNA, 1378 nt
Organism: Arabidopsis thaliana (thale cress)
Lineage: Eukaryota; Viridiplantae; Streptophyta; Magnoliopsida; Brassicales; Brassicaceae
Gene: PYL1
Product: PYR1-like 1
Exons: 1
Coding region: 190-855 (221 amino acids)
Biological process (GO): abscisic acid-activated signaling pathway
Cellular component (GO): cytoplasm; protein phosphatase inhibitor complex; nucleus
Molecular function (GO): signaling receptor activity; protein homodimerization activity; protein phosphatase inhibitor activity
Source: RefSeq, marked reviewed